Messenger RNA from Eremothecium cymbalariae DBVPG#7215, 1983 nucleotides. RefSeq names its product glutamate--cysteine ligase (gene GSH1). Gene Ontology annotation, biological process: glutathione biosynthetic process. Gene Ontology annotation, molecular function: glutamate-cysteine ligase activity. NCBI's taxonomy places the organism in Eukaryota, Fungi, Ascomycota, Saccharomycetes, Saccharomycetales, Saccharomycetaceae. Bases 1 to 1983 code for a protein of 660 amino acids. The transcript has a single exon. The record is from RefSeq and is a predicted model, not a curated record.
AUGGGACUGCUAACCUCGGGAACGCCAUUGCCAUGGGGGGAUUCUAGGAAGUAUAUUGAGUAUGUUAAGAAGAAUGGUGUUGAACAAUUAUUAUAUAUUUUUGCGGCAGCUGCUGAACGGGAUGGUGAUCCUCUUUACUGGGGAGAUGAGUUAGAGUAUAUGAUGUGUAUCGUUGAUGAUGUUGCGGAGGAGGCCAGGCUCACGGUGCAUCAUGAGGCAGUGAUUGGAGAGCUUAAUGGUGAGUAUAAGGGGGAAUGUGAGGAUUUGAAUGUUCAUUUUCAUCCUGAGUAUGGGAGGUAUAUGUUGGAGGCAACACCUUUGGUUCCGUAUAAGGGUUUCAACCCUACGGAGGUGGAAGAGAAUAUGCUUGCGAGGCGUCAAGUUGCAUCUGCGAAGUUAUGUAGGGCUAAUGUAACACCGUUGUCCAUAACAGUGUUCCCGAGGAUGGGUUGUUCGGAUUUCAGUGAUAUAGAGGAUGCCUGGUCACACAAGAACUCGGCUAGUCGAUCGCUUUACUUACCUGAUGAGAUUAUAAACAGCCAUGUGCGAUUCCCCACGUUGACUGCCAAUAUCAGGACCCGGCGUGGCGAGAAAGUUUGCAUCAAUAUCCCAAUGUAUCGUGAUGAAAGAACCCCUGCUGACGAUGAUACAGUUUACACUAGAGAUUGGUUUCCGAGGGAGGAUGCUGAGUCCGUUGUUGCGAGUAAGCCAGGACACGUUUAUCUGGAUGCUAUGGGUUUUGGGAUGGGGUGUUCUUGUCUACAGCUAACGUUUUCAGCUCCAAAUUUGAAGAAAGCCAGGUAUUUGUAUGAUUCCCUAACCAAUUUUGCCCCAAUCUUCCUUUCUGUGUCUGCAGCGUCGCCAUUCUUUAAGGGUUGGUUGGUGGAUCAGGAUGUUCGUUGGAAUGUUAUAUCUGGCGCUGUGGAUGAUCGUACACCAUAUGAACGCGAUAUGGAACCACUGCUCCCUGAAGUCAACGGGCUGUAUGGAGGUAUUGCAGAAGACAGGACUUCGAGCACCCAACGUAAUCCAAAGUCUCGGUAUAGCACGGUUGCUCUAUAUUUGGGUGGGAACGAUUUUUACUCCUCUGAAUUGAAUGAUAUUGAUGUUCCCAUAAAUACCGAUGUAUUUGAGAAGCUACAGCAUAAUGAUAUAUACAGCAUUGAUCAAGAUUUAGCGCGUCAUUUUUCUCACUUGUUCACUAGGGACCCCUUGGUUAUUUUCACUGAGUUGUUGGAUCAGCAAAAUCACAUCGAUAUAAAUCAUUUUGAGAAUAUUCAAUCCACUAACUGGCAGAGUUUAAGGUUCAAACCCCCAUCUCAGGAUGCUACUCCUGACAACGUUACUGCUACUGGUUGGAGAGUGGAAUUCAGGACCAUGGAAUCUCAGAUUACAGAUUUUGAAAAUGCAGCAUUGGCGACGUUCAUUUACUUGGUUGUAGAAUGUUUGUUGACAUUCGACGAUGACAUUAAUGCAUAUAUACCGAUUUCAAGAACGCUGGAAAAUAUGGGCCUGGCUCAUAAUCGUGGCAGCAUUAUAACUACAAAAUUCUACUGGAAAAAUGACUUUUCACCGGAUGCAGACUCCUCAGCAAGCAUGUAUACCAUUGACGAAAUUUUUCACAGUACCAAAAACGGUAUUUUUGCUCUAUUCAUUGAUCGCAUCUUAAAACAUAAAGGUUAUAUUGCAAACAGCUGGGUAGAAUUGGCCAGUUCUGAUAUUCCAAAGAUUCGAAGGUUAUAUUAUUAUUUAAAGUUGAUCUCUGAUAGAACAAGGGGCAAAUUGCCUAAUGCUGCGGAAUAUAUGCGCAAUUUUGUUUUAAAAAACCCUGCAUAUCAGAAGGAUUCUAGAAUUAACAAGAAGAUUAAUUAUGAAUUGUUGCGAACGUCAUUAAGGUUAGCUCUUUUGGAUAACUCUCAUGGGGAGGUUACUGAAUACUUUGGCGAAGAAAUUGGAAACUACAUCUUGCAAAAUGGGUUGUGA